CCUGAACGGGCGUCUCGGCGGGAGAGUACACGUCCGUGGACACAUCCUGUUUCCCUAAAUUCGGCGUCAAUUCGGGUCCCGGUGGCGGAGUGUAAGACGGCGGAGGCGCGGACGCGGCUAUCACGUUUCCCAUUAUUUGCACGUUUAUUUAUUAUCGGGACGACUAAUUCGGGACGAUACGUCACGCGUUCUUCUCGGUCCUGUCAGUUUAACUAGAUAUUUCGGCUGCGCCGGGUGCCUCAGCUUUUGAUUUCCACGUCGGAGAAACGAGAAGAAACGGGCCGGACACGAGCCUUUACGGGUUAUACACGAUACAGCGUGUUUCACCGUAAGUCGCCAUUUGUACAGGGGGCGAAGUUCCUUUCGUGAACGCGCUCGGCGCUAGUCGCGCGACGCCUGCCAACCCGAUUGAAGAUUCUAGUGAAAGAUUCUAGACGGGAGCGUUUCAAUGGAAACCGGAAAUGAAGCGACGAAUUCUGCUGUCAAUAAGGCCGGAUCUACAAAGUCAAGAAUUCAAGAAUGAGGGAAAUAAUCACGGUCGUAUACGCGUAAAACAAUAAUAAUUAAUACAAUAUAAAUACAAUACAAUAUAUUAAUAUUAAUACAUUAUAUUAAUAUUAAUACAAUUUUACCGUCGUAAAAUUACAAACACGUGACACGUGUUGUUACAUCUCGUCGAAAUGGGCGAAAAUUUAUAAAAAAAGAAACAGUGUAAUAUUGUACAGAAAUUGUAAUCAGCUGUUUUUGUUACAUGAUUUGCAGCAAACUGUAGCAAAAUAAUUUGCAACUGGUUUGUUGAACAACUUUUGAUGACUUUGUUGGUAGAUGAAAACUAACAACGAAAGAAAAGGAAUAAUUAUUUAAAACUUAAAUAUGAUUCGAGAUACUUUAGGAAAAAUAAUAUUUAAUACAGGAAGAAGUUAUUUGAAACUCGUAAAGAGAGCUAGAACUUUACAUUCUGUCUCGAGCAGUCAGAAAUUCAUACCUCCAAAGUCUAAAUCUGAAACAUUACCAAUUUUUCAAUAUCCAAUAAGUCAAGAAGAUACUCGCAGGGUUUACGUAUGGGGUCUUGCAAAUCACGGAGCUCUUGGAGAAGUAAGAACGUUAAAAAAAGAACAGCUUUCAUAUCUUUCAAAACCAAAAAGAUUAUCCUUUGCUGAACGAUAUAAAGUGACAGACAUUGCUUGUGGAUAUGGUUUUACAAUUUGUGCUGUACAUUUUCCUGAUAAAAAUGUUGUUUAUGGAACUGGAAUAAAUACGGAUUCACAACUUGGUUAUAGUGAUUUUGACAAAAAAUUUCCUAAUAAUAUGGUGUUUAACCUAAGACCAAUACAUUUGCCAUUAAAGAAUACUUCGACAAAAAUUAUAAGUAUGGCUGCUGGAAGAGCACAUUCGUUAAUAUUAACAACAGAAGGCUUGUUUACAUUGGGUAAUAAUGCAUAUGGCCAAUGUGGUAGGCCAAUUAUAUUGAAUGAGAGUUAUGAGAAAAGUAUGGUUAUUCAUCAUAUUCCUGAUAUUAAAGGAAAUAAAAUUACUGCAGUAGCAGCUGGUCAAGAUCACAGCAUACUCUUGACAGAGAUAGGUGAGGUAUAUACAUUUGGCUGGGGUGCUGAUGGACAAACAGGUCUUGCGCAUUAUCGAAAUGAACAUCGACCAAGUUUAGUUAAAGGUGAUCUGGCAGGACAACAUAUAAUCAAAGUUGCUUGUACUGCUGAUUGUGUAUUAGCUCUUAGUGAUAAAGGGAAAGUCUAUGGAUGGGGUAAUUCAGAGUAUGGACAAUUAUCAAUUAAAGAAGAUAGUUACCAAGUAAAUAUUGCUACAGAAUUAAAUAUACCUAAAAAAUUAGGACAUAUUAUAGACAUUGCAACAGGUGGAUGUUUCUGCAUGAUUUUAAACAAUGCUGGUAAUGUCUAUGUAUGGGGAUAUGGCAUACUUGGUCUUGGUCCUCAAGUGCAGAAAGUAUUUAAACCAACUAGGAUUCCUCCUACAUUAUUUGGCAAUAAUGAGUAUAAUCGUGAUAUCAAGGUAACAAAAAUACAUUGUGGAAUUAGUCAAUUAGCAGCACUGACCAACUCAGGCGAUUUAUAUAUGUGGGGUGGUAAUAAAUUUGGAUCUUUAGGAUUAGGACACAUGAAGGAUCAAUUUUUUCCUUUAAGGGUAGCGGUAGGAGCUAAAGUAAAAAAAGUUGCCUGUGGAGUGGAUCAUACAGUGACUCUUUGUAAACCUUUUAUUUAAAAAUACAUUUUUAUUAUAUGUCAAGGUA
Messenger RNA from Nylanderia fulva, 2263 nucleotides. RefSeq names its product RCC1-like G exchanging factor-like protein. Gene Ontology annotation, molecular function: rRNA binding; guanyl-nucleotide exchange factor activity. The record is from RefSeq and is a predicted model, not a curated record. Lineage: Eukaryota; Metazoa; Arthropoda; Insecta; Hymenoptera; Formicidae. Gene Ontology annotation, cellular component: mitochondrial inner membrane. Gene Ontology annotation, biological process: positive regulation of mitochondrial translation.